CCUUUGAACGCUCCCAGUCCCAGGAAACCCCUCCCCCGCCUUUCUUCUUCUUUUACUUAUCUGCAUUCUGUGGCCUCUCGGAUUGCUUUCGUUAGUCACUUUCUGGGUGAUUCUCACGUUGAUUACUCCUCUAUUUCCAUCAUCGCUCCAUUCGCUCAGUUUCUUUGAAUCUAAGGGGGGCUACUUUUUUCUUAGAUUCUCUUUGGUUAUUCGUGUCUUCCCUUCUCUAAUCUUCAGCAUCAUAGUUUUCUUCAUUUUUAUUGAAUGCGUGAAUCAGUUAAAAUUCUUCUAAAUAUGAUGGUUUUUUUUGGAAGAGAAGAGAUUAAGUUGUUGCUUGAAUAUGCCACGGGGUCUGAUAAUGGGGACUGGAAGGGCAUUUCGAAGGAAGCAGACUUCAUCGUGGUCAUCCUUUCGUCAAAGCGUGCCCCUCGUAAUGACUACAAGGGCAAGAAUUGCAAACCUACGGGUUUCCACACUCGCAAAGCUGCAGCAACAUGUGAAAUGCCAUGUCUUGUCUGUAGAGGACUCAAAAUUCAAGAUUCAGCAUGCUCCAGAAAUGCUCCUGCUGGCUUCUAGUUGCCACAUCAAAAAAUCUUCCAAUUCAGUCGCCCUGUCUUCUUUUUAAGGCAAGUUUUCCUCAUUUCAGCUUCUAUUUUGUACUUGCAUACAGUUAUGGUCCAAUUUUUUUUGUUACAAAUUUGUCUUUUAUGUUUCUUUGUCCAAAUCAUCAUGUGAACUAUGAAUUGCUAUGUCAAGAAAAUUCUGUUUUGUUCUUCUUUAUGCUUAGCUUUCUAAGAUUUCAGCAAGCUAGCUUUCUAGGACUUGGCACUUUGUGCCAAGUCAGCUUAGGUUAGAUUGGCAAGUGCCACAUCAACAAGCAAUUCAUAGUGAAUUCUGGUUUAUAUCUGUAACUUGAAAUGACUCGUAAGCUUUAUUAAA
This is a messenger RNA of Tripterygium wilfordii, 939 nucleotides long. RefSeq lists its product as uncharacterized. Gene Ontology annotation, biological process: translation. Gene Ontology annotation, molecular function: structural constituent of ribosome. NCBI's taxonomy places the organism in Eukaryota, Viridiplantae, Streptophyta, Magnoliopsida, Celastrales, Celastraceae. Bases 265 to 576 code for a protein of 103 amino acids. The transcript has 2 exons. The record is from RefSeq and is a predicted model, not a curated record. Gene Ontology annotation, cellular component: mitochondrial large ribosomal subunit.